GCAUUGGACAAUAAUUGCCAAUGCCUGUUACUAAAUUUGUUUAUUUGGCAUAUUGAAUCCAAGUAGGUACAAAUUUACCAUUUCUGUCCUUGUUUUGUUAUUAUCUCCAUAAAGUGAGGACCAUCUCACCACAAAGACGCCUCUAAAUCUGCAAAUAUAGUUAUAGGCUCUAUGCAUCUUGGCUUACAAUUGUAAAACCAUACUGCAUUGCGACAGUCGUCCGUUAAUUACGUUCGGUUCUCCCUCGGUAGUUGGGAGCUCAUACAAAUGGAAUAUUGACACAACUCUGCAAUUUACCGAUUGUACAAAAUGGGUAGCGACGCUCUAGGAAAGAUCUUUCCUGGGUACAAGGAUAAAAUAUGGAGCAAAUUGCCAACAAAGUGGAAGAAAUCGUUUAUCCACCGUUGGAAUAGGAAUCUGGUAUCAUCGGUUUACAACUCAAGUGUAUUAACAAAUUCACGCAUCAAGAGCUUCAACAAAUACGUUUUGGAGCCAUUACGUCCAAGCUAUUCAUAUAGAUCGCCAGCCAUAGAUUACAAAAAGCAACGCGCUCGUGGAACAUUAAUUGAGGGUGUUGAUUAUUACUUGCCUACGGUUCGAGCACAACAACGUCUGGCAAAUUUUUUCGAGCCCUAUACACAUGAGGAAAAUACUCAACGGUCAAAAUAUCGCUACCAGAGCUUAAAGGUUUAUGUUUGCGCAGCUCUGGGAGUUACAUUUGUACAUGGCUGGUUACAGAAGCGCCCAAUCGCCUGGUGUUCGGAUUUGGAUCCUCCAAAGGCCCCUUCUUAUCCUUUCUGGUUUAAACCUGCUUUGCAUGGACACGACAUUGGUAGCGUACGCAGAGGUUACGAAGUAUACCGUCAAGUUUGCGCAACUUGCCACUCUAUGAAAUACACAAAAUUCCGCCAUAUGGUCAAUGAAGUAUAUCCAGAGCAGCGUGUCAAGGAAAUUGCCGCUGAAUAUGAUGUUGUUGAUGGUCCAAACGACCAAGGAGAAAUGUACACUAGACCUGGUAUAUUAACGGAUGCAUUCCCAGAUCCCUACCCAAAUUCUGAGGCAGCUAGAUAUGCAAAUAAUGGUGCGAUUCCACCAGAUUUGUCUCUGAUGGCCGCCGCUAGGAAGACAGGUCCGGAUUACCUCUUUGCUCUUCUGACAGGCUACUGCGACCCUCCAGAGGGAAUUGAGCUUAGGUCUGGUUUGUAUUUUAACAGCUACUUCCCAGGUGGCUCGAUUGCCAUGCCUCCUCCACUAGAGGAUGGAAUGGUUGAGUAUGAGGAUGGAACGCCAGCCACUGUCUCUCAAAUGGCAAAGGACGUUGUUAACUUUUUGACAUGGGCUGCAGAUCCAAAACAUGAUGAACGUAAGAAUAUGAUGAUCAAGGCAAUUACGGGUGUUACUUUGUGUGCUUUCGCAAUGUCUCUAUGGUAUCGCUUCUUUUGGGCUUAUCUCGCUACCGGAAGGAUUGACUUUAGAAAAUUCAAGCAUGUCAAGUAA
This is a messenger RNA of Theileria equi strain WA, 1497 nucleotides long. RefSeq names its product cytochrome C1 precursor, putative. The transcript has 2 exons. Gene Ontology annotation, biological process: mitochondrial electron transport, ubiquinol to cytochrome c. The record is from RefSeq and is a predicted model, not a curated record. Lineage: Eukaryota; Apicomplexa; Aconoidasida; Piroplasmida; Theileriidae. The coding region runs from base 310 to 1497 and encodes 395 amino acids. Gene Ontology annotation, molecular function: heme binding; electron transfer activity.